Molecule: messenger RNA, 384 nt
Organism: Eruca vesicaria subsp. sativa (arugula)
Lineage: Eukaryota; Viridiplantae; Streptophyta; Magnoliopsida; Brassicales; Brassicaceae
Source: the annotation of a GenBank genome assembly
AUGAAGCAAAUGGUGUCAAGUAAAGUUAUGCUUCUUGUCCUCUUCUUGUCCCUUUCAUGUGCAUUCGAAGGAGAAGCAAGAGUUAGUGAAGAAAUGAGAGAUGUAACGAUACAACGUGGAGGAUCUUGUAACAACGACAAUGUUUGUCAUAAUCAUUGUCCAAGAUGUGCUAUCACACGGUGUGUUUUCAAGCAAUGUGUUUGUUCUCAGUGUGACCCUAACCCUACGCACGUAACAAUACAACGUGGAGGGUCUUGCAACAACGACAAUGUGUGUCAUAAUCAUUGUCCGAGAUGUUCUAUCACACGGUGUGUUUUCAACCAAUGUGUUUGUUCUCGAUGUGAUCCUCCACAUCAACAUUUACGUGUUGAAUCUCAUAUGUAA